Hymenoscyphus albidus is the source of this 3930-nucleotide messenger RNA. NCBI's taxonomy places the organism in Eukaryota, Fungi, Ascomycota, Leotiomycetes, Helotiales, Helotiaceae. The record is from the annotation of a GenBank genome assembly.
CAGGACGACAGCAGCUGACAACCUCAACCUCACGCAGCUACUGCCGCCCUUCUGGUCAAGUCUCUCUUUUUUGCAUUGCAUGUGGCUGCACUGGGGACGCGGCGCAUCUUCGACUACAAAUACUUCUCCACGCAUAUACAAGCUACAGCAGAAGCCUUGACCAUCGCGUUGUGAAUAUCCCAUACGUUCGCUCCUAUUAUCAAACAUCAGACGACCCACCAAGGCUGCGUACCUGUACCUACACGACCCCAACCACCCGACUUCACCCACCCGUGGGAAGGCAGAAGAGCAUAGAGGACUUUGGUCGCGUCAAAUACUUGUACUCACACUCAACCAUCCAAGGUUCCAGUGUCCUCCACCUCCACCCUACCAUCAUCGUCUCGUCAUCUCGUUCUUCAGAGUUCCGCUGCUCAUCUUGUUUUGCAUUACACACACCGCAGCAUAUACUACCCCCACACACGUUUCUAUACAUCAAUCUCCCUCGCUUGUAAGAGAGCCGCCUCGCUGCAGAUCAAACAAACCUCAGGACUUCGGUCAGAGCAUUCCAUAUACGGCCACUUGCUUCCCACAUUUCCCCAAACUGAGCUUCCUCGGAAGGCUCGUGACGGGUCACCGAAAUGGCGAAGGCCGACUUCACCAGAGAUUAUUAUGGCGACCUGAAUCUCUCACCUACUGCCGAUGUGCAGGAAAUCAAGAAGCAGUUCAAGAAGCUCGGUAUGGCGUGUCUGGUCCGUUGGUAGUGAUUUCUGAUCGCGUGCUAAUUCUCGGCCCUCAACAGCUCUUACGUAUCAUCCAGAUCGAAAUCCGGGGCGCGAGACCCAGGUCACAGCCCAAUUCCAGCUUAUUCAGUCUGCACACGAGGUUCUCACAGAUACGCAAGAACGAGCGAGGUACGAUGCAAACAGAAGAACUGCGGCUUACAGACCAUCUUAUACUGGACAUACAUCAUCUGGUGUGAGAGGAAAUCCUUGGCAAAAUGCAGGCUCGCAGUUUCCACCACCCCCAAAGCCUUCCGGUACGCGAAGAGCAGCUCCACCUCCGUCCGAAGGCGCGAAGAGAUAUCAACAGUUCAACAAUGCCGCACCUAAGGCCUCUCAGUAUUCGGCGCAGGAAGGAGCAGAAGCAAGGAGAAGUACCUAUGCCGCAUGGGAGCAUAUGAGGCCUGACCACACACGUAAGCCCGCGCCGACGAGAGCAACACCAAGCAGGAAACCAGCACCCCCACCAAGACAAACUCCUAAUGCUGGACAUGCACCUGGUGUGAGCCCGCAAAGGAAGGGAUUCAUGCCAAAUACACCAGGAGGCGAUGAGCCUGCAGCACCGAGGGGUGCCUACUUCACUACUCAGCGAGCAGCACCAGAACCUCCACCAGUCCCUCCUCGCAAUCCGUCUCCUAUCAAUCCUUCUGCGUCAACUACCAAUGCGGGAGCCGACCCACUGAAUCAAUUUCGUGAUCAGCGACCUCAAUUCGAGCCACGUACAAGCACACCAUAUGCAACACAUGGCGGAGAGAAAUUUAACCUCCAUGAAAGCGCUAACAUAGGCAGAUCAAAGAGUACACGGGAACCCGCCACUACGAAGGACGUCCCUAGAACUGGUUCCGAUCCCAAUUUAGGUUCGCCUCUGCGUACUCGGUCUACUACCGAAAGAACAUCUGCCAGAACUCGGAAGACCGCACCAGCUUCGGGUCAUAUUGAAAGUGAGGAUUCAGGUUCCGAUGAUUUAUUAUUCACCAGCGGAAGCUUUGGGAAGCCUCGAAGAACCAAACCACCAGUCAACAGAGCUACACCCUUGUCGCAAACGGAACCAAAUGCUGCGCAGGGAUCUGUCAACCCACGUAAGCCUACUUCCAAUCUUCGAACACUUCGACAAUGGGUGAUGGAAAAUCCGGGUGCAGAGUAUCCGCUAAAUCGUUUCCCCACAGAUCCUCCCCCUCGCAUGGAUUCGACCCAGCAGAACGGCAAGACUGAUGAAGCUAAGAUGUAUGCCAAGUCCGAGCGUCUUUUCACCCCGUCAUAUCCAAAGGAGGAGCAUCCUCUAUCUUCUUUUUCUUCAGACAAUUGCAAUAUCCCGAAAGUCUCGGAGACGUACAAAUCAAGCGAUGACACAGCCUCGUCAAAAUUUCAUUUCCGUGGUUUCUCGACUGCCAGUUAUCCAAAUCUUUUUCCAUCAGGCGAGGAUUCAGCAACACCUCCCAGUGGAGGGGCGAAAGCCUUUGAAGAACUUCAGCGUAGUGUGAUUGAUGGUCUUCUCUCAAGCAAACGACGAAAUACUCUUCCAAGGCAUCAAAAUGCGGCCCCAGCAGAGAAGGAUGCCCAGAGUCAAAAGCUUCAGACUCCACCAAAUGUCCGCACCAACUCCGACCAAUGGCAUACCUAUCGGGAAGCUGGGGAAGGAAGCCCUCUGAAGAAUCCGAAGCCUCAAAAGCAUUUACAUUCAGUACAUUCAGAUUCUUCGAGCAAAGCGCGUGUUUUUUGGCAAAAUUACGAGCAGUUGAAAACGAGUAAUGCUAAUCCUACUGAAAAAUCUAGUUUUACCUUCAAUGUCAACAACGAAACUUUUCAGCGAACCCAACCACCUAGCAAUGGCUUCGCAAGCAGCAAACCAGAAGAUAUCACUACCACGUUUACACAAGAAAGCUGGGGUAAAGACAAGUUUGAUGGAGUAUUUGAAGCUGGCUACUUUAAUCCAGUGAAGAAACCCCCAACAACUCCGACGCGUGGUCGUGCUCGAAAUGGCAGCAGAUCUAGGUCCCCGAACAAAGCUCGCCCUAUUCCUAUUCCGCCUAUGGAACCACAAGUUGCAACAGAUGCCGCUGAGGAUAUGAUGGAAUCACCAGGUGGCACGAAAUUUCAGAAGAAUGCUUGGCAAGGUGUUUUCAAGCCUGCAACUUUUGCUCCAACUUUUACUCCUACAAUCCCACCGCCUAGCUCUGCUCGCCCCACCAACAAGAAGACACGAACGACAAGUGCUAGGCCAACGAUGGGGACUGCUGCUGUUGUCAAUGAUGGAGAGAUGUCGGAUCAUAAGCCACUGUUCGAUGGCAAUUCUACCGCUCCUUCUGCUUUUCGCCAUCCGCCAAGUCCAGAUGCUAUGGAUGUUGAUACGCCACUGGUCAAAUCGGCUCACACCGUCCCUAAAUUCGUACCCGGCACUAUAAAUGGCAAUACUGCAAACGUUACCACGAACGGGGCCCAAUUGAAUGGCAACGCUCAGCCGGCGCAACGGCCUAAACGACCGGCAACUCAUUCGCAGUCGCCUGUUGAAGCCGAAGCCGAGAGCCUCAGGGUUAAUUUACAAGACCUCAAGGUCAAGGACAUCAACGAAUUGAUCACGGAUCUCAACCUUCCUGCCCCACCACCAGCGCCUGACGCUCCACCUCCACCUACCAUGACUGAAAGUAUUUCAAAGCCAGCACAAGACAAAUACAUGAAGCAAUUUGAGGUAUACAUGCGGGACUGGGACUUAUUCAACACAAAAAUGAUAAUACACUUCUUCGCGAGAAAAAACCAAGCGUGGAAUUCGACCGGAUGGGAGGAUGAUUCAAAGAUCGAAAAUUAUAGGGAAGCCUUGAGAGUCGAUGCAGUUGUCGACAAGCACUGGCAUAACGCAAGAGAGUUGCAUGAGAAGGUUAUGAAAGACUAUGUGGUUAUAAGAGAAAGAAUGAAGAUGAGAGCGGAGUUCGAGGGAAUUCGGUAGAAGGGAUGACUAAGGAAGAAAGUCGUUGAUCCUGUAUUAUUUGGUAGGGAGUGGCGGGGGCUGGUGAAAUCUGGAAAAAAGAAGAUGAUUAUGGAUGAAUCAUUAUUUGGCUAUGAUACCCUGGGUAUUCUCUGUUAUGAUAGCAAGCGUCGGCGUUUAACAUAGGGCAAUAUGCGGACAGCAUGAUGAGGUGUAACAUACAUUGACGAAUAAAACAAUCAAAGAAUCAAG